AUGUUCAACAAGAUCAUCAAGAGGGGAAACCGCAAGGGCGCGCGCGGGGACAGCGCGGAGCCCGCCGCGCGCCCCGCAGCGCCCUCGUCGUCCUCCGGGAGCGGCGGCGGCGGCGGCGCGGGGGGAGCCGCGCCCGUCACCGUCAACCACGCCUCCCGGGCCACAGCGCCUUCGCCGUCCUCGCCCACGUCGCCGCACGUCGCGCCGUCCGCGCUCGCGACCAACCAGGCGGCGGGGUCGGCGUCACCGCCACUCCUCGAGCCGCUCCCGCUCCUCCGCGACGUCGCCGCUGCAGACCGCCCGGGCCUCCUCCUCCGCAAGCUCCGCCUCGUCGCCGCGGUCUUCGACCUCUCGGACUCGCUCAAGCACCCGCGGGAGAAGGAGGCCAAACGCCAGGCGCUUCUCGAGCUCGUCGAUUACGUGCAGGCUCCAGCUCAGGCCGCGGGCGCCAACGCGCAAACGCGCCUCCCGGACCACGUCCAGGAGGCGCUCGUCGCCGCCAUCUCUGCCAACAUCUUCCGCCCGCUGCCACCCGCGCUGCACGAGUCUGCCGCCGCGAUCGACCCCGGCGCCGCGCUCGACGAGGAGGAGGAGCCAUACCUCGACCCCUCCUGGCCACACCUCCAGCUCGUCUAUGACCUCCUUCUCCGAUACGUUGUUUCGCCCGACACCGACACCAAGGUCGCCAAGCGGUAUGUGGACCACGCCUUCGUCCUCCGCCUCCUCGACCUCUUUGACUCCGAGGAUCCGCGUGAGCGCGAGUACCUCAAGACCGUUCUCCACCGCAUCUAUGGCAAGUUCAUGGUACACCGACCAUUCAUCCGCAAGGCCAUCAACAAUGUGUUCUACCGCUUCAUCUUUGAGACACAGCGCCACAAUGGCAUAGGGGAGCUCCUUGAGAUCCUUGGAAGCAUCAUUAAUGGCUUUGCCUUGCCAAUGAAGGAGGAACACAAGCUAUUCCUUGCCCGUGCUCUCAUCCCCCUGCACAAGCCUAAAUCUGUUGCGAUCUACCAUCAGCAGCUGUCCUAUUGUAUUGUUCAGUUCGUUGAGAAGGACUACAAAUUAGCAGAUACAGUGAUUAGGGGUCUGCUCAAGUAUUGGCCAGUCACAAAUUGCCAGAAGGAGGUGUUGUUUCUGGGGGAGCUUGAAGAAGUGCUCGAGGCAACACAGCCUGCAGAGUUCCAGCGGUGCAUGGUGCCACUGUUUAAGCAGAUUGGCCGAUGCCUUAACAGUUCCCACUUCCAGGUUGCUGAACGCGCUUUGUUCUUGUGGAACAACGAUCACAUUGUAAGCUUGAUAGCGCAAAAUCGUGGUGUUAUAUUUCCAAUUAUAUUUGAAGCACUUGAGAGGAAUAUACAGAGCCACUGGAAUCAAGCAGUUCAUGGUCUCACUGCAAAUGUGCGCAAAAUGUUUUUGGACAUGGACAGUGAACUAUUUGAAGAGUGCCAGCAUCAGUACAUGGAGAAACAAGCAAAAGCCAAAGAGAUGCAGGAGCAACGAGAAUCAGCAUGGAGACAAUUGGAAGCUGUUGUUGCUGCCAAGGCUGCUGGAGAUGAUAUGGUUUUGGUCAACUAG
This is a messenger RNA of Miscanthus lutarioriparius, 1575 nucleotides long. The record is from the annotation of a GenBank genome assembly. NCBI's taxonomy places the organism in Eukaryota, Viridiplantae, Streptophyta, Magnoliopsida, Poales, Poaceae.